AUGGAACAGCCAGGCAGCCAGUGUCACCGGAUUAAAUAUGUGUUGGGGAAUAAGAUGCAAGAAGCCUGGAAAGGUGGGCUAAACCAGGUUGAGGGUAACCAAAGGGCCACAAACAUGGUGGCUGCUUUUAUCCGUGAUGUAAUGAUGCCAGGAGAGUGGGAUGUUUGUGUCACGUCAUAUGAGAUGGUAAUUAAAGAAAAGUCUGUGUUCAAAAAGUUUAAUUGGCGGUACUUAGUCAUUGAUGAAGCUCACAGAAUCAAGAACGAAAAGUCCAAGCUUUCCGAGAUCGUUCGUGAGUUUAAGACCACAAACCGCUUGUUACUAACUGGAACGCCAUUGCAGAAUAAUCUGCAUGAGCUCUGGGCAUUACUCAAUUUCUUGCUUCCUGAUGUUUUCAAUUCUGCAGACGAUUUUGAUUCCUGGUUUGACACUAAAAAUUGUCUUGGUGAUCAUAAACUUGUGGAAAGACUACAUGCAGUUUUAAAACCAUUUUUGUUACGGCGUAUAAAAGCUGAAGUAGAAAAGAGUCUACCUCCUAAGAAGGAAGUAAAAAUUUACCUUGGCCUAAGUAAGAUGCAAAGAGAAUGGUACACGCGAAUCCUGAUGAAAGACAUUGACAUUUUAAAUUCGGCUGGAAAGAUGGAUAAAAUGCGGCUGCUAAAUAUUCUCAUGCAGUUGCGAAAGUGUUGUAAUCAUCCCUACCUGUUUGAUGGUGCUGAACCUGGCCCACCCUAUACCACUGACACCCAUCUUGUCAAUAACAGCGGUAAAAUGGUGGCAUUGGAUAAACUCUUGUCAAAACUCAAGGAACAGGGGUCAAGAGUUCUCAUUUUUAGCCAGAUGACACGUUUACUGGAUAUCUUAGAGGAUUAUUGCAUGUGGCGGGGCUAUGAGUACUGUCGGCUAGAUGGACAAACGCCCCACGAGGAGAGGGAGGAAGCCAUAGACACCUUUAAUGCUCCCAACAGCACCAAAUUCAUUUUUAUGCUGAGCACAAGAGCUGGAGGUCUUGGAAUUAAUUUGGCAACCGCAGAUGUGGUUAUAUUAUAUGAUUCGGACUGGAACCCCCAGGUCGACCUGCAAGCUAUGGAUCGAGCUCAUCGGAUUGGUCAGAAGAAGCCAGUCCGGGUAUUCCGGCUUAUCACCGACAACACCGUUGAAGACCGGAUUGUAGAAAGAGCAGAGAUCAAACUGAGACUUGACUCGAUCGUUAUACAGCAAGGCAGGCUCAUUGACCAACAGUCCAACAAGCUGGCAAAAGAUGAAAUGCUGCAGAUGAUACGUCAUGGAGCCACGCAUGUUUUUGCUUCGAAAGAAAGUGAACUGACAGAGGAAGAUAUUACAACUAUUUUAGAGAGAGGAGAGAAGAAGACUGCAGAAAUGAAUGAACGGCUACAGAAAAUGGGAGAGAGCUCUCUUAGAAAUUUCACCAUGGACACUGAAACAAGUUUGUACAACUUUGAAGGAGAAGAUUAUCGAGAAAAACAAAAGCUCAGCAUGAUGGAGUGGAUAGAGCCUCCUAAGCGAGAACGCAAAGCUAAUUAUGCAGUGGACGCCUAUUUCAGGGAGGCUUUACGUGUCAGUGAGCCGAAAGUUCCAAAGGCCCCCCGACCACCAAAACAACCAAACAUUCAGGAUUUCCAGUUCUUUCCACCACGUUUAUUUGAGCUCCUGGAAAAAGAAAUUCUUUAUUAUCGGAAGACUAUAGGUUACAAGGUGCCAAGGAACCCUGAACUCCCCAAUUCAGUCCAGGCCCAGAAAGAGGAGCAGCAGAAGAUUGAUGAAGCUGAACCUCACACAGCUGAGGAGACCGAAGAGAAGGAAAAACUUCUCACCCAAGGAUUCACAAACUGGAACAAACGAGAUUUUAACCAGUUUAUUAAAGCUAAUGAGAAGUAUGGGCGUGAUGAUAUAGAUAACAUUGCCCGAGAGGUGGAGGGAAAAUCUCCUGAGGAGGUCAUUGAAUAUUCAGCUGUUUUUUGGGAACGUUGUAAUGAGCUACAGGAUAUUGAAAGAAUCAUGGCUCAGAUUGAACGAGGAGAAGCUAGAAUUCAACGGCGGAUCAGUAUCAAGAAAGCUCUGGAUGCCAAAAUCGCCAGAUACAAGGCGCCAUUCCAUCAGCUGCGCAUCCAGUAUGGGACCAACAAAGGGAAGAAUUACACUGAGGAGGAGGAUAGAUUCUUGAUCUGUAUGCUUCAUAAGAUGGGUUUUGACAAGGAGAAUGUGUAUGAAGAAUUGCGUCAGUGCGUACGCAAUGCCCCUCAGUUCCGAUUUGAUUGGUUUAUCAAAUCCAGAACUGCCAUGGAAUUUCAGCGACGCUGUAAUACUCUCAUAUCUUUGAUUGAAAAAGAAAACAUGGAAAUUGAGGAAAAAGAAAGAGCAGAAAAAAAGAAACGUGGAACAAAAGCGCCAAUCACCCAGAAGAGAAAGGCGGAAUCCGCUACGGAGAGCUCCGGAAAGAAGGAUUCCAAGAAGGUGAAAUCGUAAAGUGCAGAAAUAGUAUUAAUUGAGAAAAGUCUACUCUCCCUUCCGCAACAGCCCACCUCCAUCCCCUUUCUGGUCAAAUAUUAAUUGCUAGUUUCUAUUGUAUUCCCAAUGACUAAUUAAAAAAGUCUCUGAUUAGUUCUAAUUUUUUUGCAUAUUUUAUAUCUCGUAAUGAUGCUUUUUACCUGAAAUGUGUAGCACUUGACUUUAUUCAUUCCAAAAAUUUGUGUCCUGUAACUUGUGAAUCUCAUGCCUCCCCCAGAAUCCUUCCCCCUCCCCCUUUCUUGUUCUAUCGAAGCUUGUGCUGAGGUUAUAGCUUUUCUAUGUUUUGUACGCUGCCACUGCUUUGAAAAAGAGCCUAGAUUCUAUAGUUGUAUCUUUGUUCUUUCAUACUUUAAAUUUAUAUGGCUGCGGAAAAAUGGAAUUAAAAUGAUUUGAGGAGAAAUAGA
Gracilinanus agilis (Agile Gracile Mouse Opossum) is the source of this 2933-nucleotide messenger RNA. RefSeq names its product SWI/SNF related, matrix associated, actin dependent regulator of chromatin, subfamily a, member 1 (gene SMARCA1). The transcript has 20 exons. NCBI's taxonomy places the organism in Eukaryota, Metazoa, Chordata, Mammalia, Didelphimorphia, Didelphidae. Gene Ontology annotation, molecular function: nucleosome binding; DNA binding; ATP hydrolysis activity. Gene Ontology annotation, cellular component: chromatin; nucleus. The record is from RefSeq and is a predicted model, not a curated record. Gene Ontology annotation, biological process: regulation of transcription by RNA polymerase II; nucleosome organization. Bases 1 to 2487 code for a protein of 828 amino acids.